AAUAUUCCUUCCCCAUUGAAAAAUAUUCAUGCUCGCAACUAUGCACAAGUUCUCGCGGGAGACAUUUCAAAUAAAAAAAUAAAGAUAUCUAACUUUGAACAAGAUAAAUAUAUCAAUUACCAAAGGAUUCAAGAAAAUUUGGCCAUUGUUAAGAAUCGACUUAAUAAGCCGUUAACACUUGCCGAAAAAAUUGUAUAUAGUCAUUUGGAUGAUCCUCACGGACAAGAUAUUGAACGCGGAAAAUCGUAUCUCAAAUUACGUCCCGAUCGCGUCGCGUUGCAAGAUGCAACAGCACAAAUGGCCCUUCUGCAAUUCAUGUCUGCUGGUAUGCCAGAGGUCGCAGUACCUACGACUGUACAUUGUGAUCACUUGAUUGAAGCUCAAGUAGGCGGAGAGAAAGAUUUGGCUCGUGCGAAGGAUAUUAAUAAAGAAGUAUACGAUUUUUUGGCGACUACUACUGCUAAAUAUAAUAUUGGCUUUUGGCGUCCCGGUUCUGGUAUUAUUCAUCAAAUUGUAUUAGAGAACUAUGCCUUCCCAGGUGGCCUUAUGAUUGGUACAGAUUCUCACACACCUAAUGCUGGUGGUUUGGGUAUGGUUGCCAUUGGGGUUGGCGGUGCUGAUGCUGUCGAUGUCAUGGCCGAUAUUCCAUGGGAAUUAAAAUGUCCGAAGGUAAUUGGCGUUAAAUUAACCGGUACAAUAAGUGGUUGGACAGCCCCUAAAGCCGGUAUUUUGACAGUCAAAGGCGGUACUGGUGCCAUCGUUGAAUAUUUUGGUCCUGGUGUUGAAUCUUUAUCAUGCACCGGCAUGGCCACAAUCUGCAACAUGGGUGCCGAAAUUGGUGCCACCACAUCACUUUUCCCUUUUAAUAGACGUAUGAGUGAAUAUCUCCAUGCCACAAAUCGUUCAGAAAUUGCAUCUUUCUCUGAAUCCUUUGCUCAUAAUUUGCGUGCUGAUGAGGGCGCACACUAUGAUAAAGUAAUAGAGCUUAAUUUAUCGGAAUUAGAACCUCAUAUUAACGGUCCAUUCACGCCUGAUCUUGCAACUCCCUUAAGUAAAUUUAAAGAAGAGGUGGUUCGAAAUGAAUGGCCAACAGAGUUGAAGGUUGGAUUAAUCGGUUCAUGUACAAAUUCAUCAUACGAAGAUAUGUCUCGAGCAUCUUCAAUAGCCAAGCAGGCCAUCGACCAUGGAUUAAAAGCAAAGUCGUUGUUCACGGUUACGCCUGGGUCCGAACAGAUUCGGGCUACCAUUGCACGUGAUGGUCAAGAAAAGAUAUUAAAAGAUGCUGGUGGCGUUGUUCUCGCCAACGCUUGUGGUCCUUGCAUUGGACAAUGGGAUCGUCAAGAUGUUAAAAAAGGCGAAAAGAAUUCGAUCAUUACGUCAUACAACAGAAACUUUACGGGACGUAAUGAUGCUAAUCCUGCCACUCAUGCAUUUGUAGCAUCUCCUGAUAUCGUAACUGCAUUUGUUUUCUCAGGUGAUCUUCGAUUCAAUCCCAUAACUGAUACACUCAAGGAUGGCAAUGGAAAUCCUUUCAAAUUUACAGAUCCAAAAGGUAGUGAAUUACCAAUUCGAGGUUAUGAUCCCGGUGAAAAUACUUACCAAGCACCCCCAAAGGAUCGUUUAACUGUUCAAGUUGUGGUAGAUCCAAAAAGCAAACGUCUUCAAUUAUUACAACCAUUCUCUAAAUGGAAUGGUAAGGACGCCGAGGGAUUACCCAUUUUAAUCAAAGUCAAAGGAAAAUGUACUACUGAUCAUAUUUCCAUGGCCGGUCCUUGGUUGAAAUUCCGAGGACAUUUAGACAACAUUUCAAAUAACAUGUUGAUUGGCGCUGUUAACUCUGAGAACGGUGCUGUUAAUAACGUCAAAAAUGUUCUCACUGGACAAUAUGAUGCCGUUCCUAACGUUGCUCGCGACUAUAAAGCCAAAGGUAUUUCCUGGGUUGUGAUCGGAGAUGAAAAUUACGGCGAAGGGUCAUCACGCGAACAUGCUGCUCUCGAAGUACGACACUUGGGAGGCACAGCUGUAAUUGUAAAAUCCUUUGCUCGUAUUCAUGAAACCAAUCUUAAGAAACAAGGGCUUUUACCAUUGACAUUCACCAAUCCAUCUGAUUACGAUAAGAUCGAUCCAACUGACAAAGUGUCUAUUCUUGGUCUUACUAGCUUCGCACCUGGUAAAAAUUUAACACUUCGACUUAAUAAGAAAUCUGGGGAAACGGUAGACAUUCCCGUUAGUCAUACAUUUAAUGAUAAUCAAAUUGAAUGGUUUAAGGCCGGAUCAGCCUUGAAUCGCAUGGCUGAAAAACAUGCACAUUAA
Funneliformis caledonium is the source of this 2313-nucleotide messenger RNA. Lineage: Eukaryota; Fungi; Glomeromycota; Glomeromycetes; Glomerales; Glomeraceae. The record is from the annotation of a GenBank genome assembly.